Molecule: messenger RNA, 1305 nt
Organism: Kwoniella mangroviensis CBS 8507
Lineage: Eukaryota; Fungi; Basidiomycota; Tremellomycetes; Tremellales; Cryptococcaceae
Product: mitochondrial 54S ribosomal uL1m domain-containing protein
Exons: 6
Coding region: 1-1305 (434 amino acids)
Cellular component (GO): mitochondrial large ribosomal subunit
Molecular function (GO): structural constituent of ribosome
Source: RefSeq, a predicted model, not a curated record
AUGCCACGUCAUGACACCUUCUCACCUUCGCAAAGUCAACUUUCUCUCUCAACAGUCUCAACCUCGACCACCUCCGACACAGAUCCAUGCAACUCGGCAUCUCAUGGCUCAGUGGUCAACCCCGACACCUCUGAUACCCAAGUGCAAGUACCACGCAGCAGACCCAAAAGGGAUAAAACAGAUCCCCUAGAUCCCUACGAGGAAUAUUUCAUCCAGCAAGCCAAACUCUUCAAGCACCUGGAAAAGAGAUAUAGCAAAUUUCAGAAAAAGCAGAAAGAGGAACAAGCUCGUGCGAGGGACAACAGGCUCAAUAGGAAACAUACACCUGCACCUGCUCCGGUAAAACCUAAGAAGAAAAAGGACAAACAGCGAAUAGCCAGUAACUCGGAUAGUGAUACUUCGAAUUCUUCCAGUACAUCUUCUGCAGAAACAGACAAUAUGAUAGGAUCAAGUGUUGCUGCUAUCAGGGGACAAGCCGGGAAGGCGGUAGCUCAAGCUGUCCGUCCGGCAAUCUCGAUUACUCGAGCCUCCUCACCAGCUGCUUCCGCAUCUUUCUCCUCUACCGCUUCUACCUCUGUUCGAAGUCAGAAACUUCAGACCAAGAAGAAGAAGUUUGUUAACCCAGAUGCCAUGACUGCCACAGAAGCUGUCCGAGUAUUACGAGCACUUGAAAUCGCCAAUCCCACAUCAUCCUAUUCAUUGACGCUAUCUACCAAAUCAACCAAAUCAUCUCUUCCUAUCAGAGGACAUUUCCACUUACCUCUUGACCCCCGACGAUCCUCAGAGACCAUCCUGGUAUUUGCCGAACCCAGUUCAACUUCGUCGACAUUAGCUAAACAGGCAGGUGCAGCUUAUGUCGGUGGAGAAGAGUUGUUCGAAUCGGUACUGUCGGGUAAGAUCUCGCCAACGAGAUGUUUGGCCACUCCCGGUAUGAUGCCUCAGGUGACAAGGAAUCUGGCGAGAUAUCUUGGUCCAAAAGGUUUGAUGCCAGUGGCUAAAAGAGGGUUGGUAGGAGAAGGUGAAGAAUUGGCUGAAAAGAUUAGAGACGCAGCUGGUAGAAUGGAAUAUAGAGCCGAUAAGGAGGGGUUGGUCAGGAUUCCCGUCGCACGAAUGGAUUUUGAAAUACCUUCCAUCGAGAACAACAUCCGAUCUUUCAUCCAGACAGUCAGGGAUAAUCAAUCAGCAGGUACGACUGACGAUGCCGUUACGAAUGCCGCCAAGAAGAAGAAGAAAGGAUCUUCCAUCACUGCUGCUAGGAUAGAAACCACCCAUGGACCAAGUAUCGAGAUCAAUGAUGUCUUGUAG